AUGCCGAUUGGACUGGAGAUUCCCGACGCCGGGCUGUCUCUCCGCCCCGGAGAUCAGUCCGGUGACUCGGCCGCCAAACCAACCCAAAUCAUGCGGCUGAAUCUGGUCCAGAGUACCCUGGAUGAAUUGAUUCACAGCCUCCGAUCCGACUCACCGGCUCGAAUCCGCCUGGGCAAACACCCAUCCCUCCACUUCGCCGGCAAAUCCCAACCGUUCCACGCCUAUCCCGAAACCCAUCGGUCCGAGAUCUACCAUACCUCUCCCGGCAAACGGAAUCUUUAUUUUACGGGGGUGCUGAGCCACAGUCUAGAGGUGGAAAAGGCCAAGGAGGCCACCGCGGCCACCGACCAGGCCUUGGCCAAUCUCGAGGAAAGCCUCAAUGCCUUCGAGAGAGGCAAGGAGUCCAAGAAAACUCACAUCAUCCAGCACCCGGAUGAACUGAAGGCUCUUCGGGCGGCGAAUGCGGGCAGCACUGCUCGCCGGGCCCCGAAGACCAAGGCUGAGCUGGACAAGGAUCGAUUGCUCCGGACUGCGGCCAAUCGGUCCCUGACCUCCAGUCCAACUCUGGGGGGGCCCAACUCACCUGCCCCGGCCUUGACGCUAACCUCCGCCCCGUCUUCCCAAACAAAAGACACCGCUCGCCGAGAGGCUCUCAAGACCCCCUUUAUUCACCUUCUCGCCGUUCGUGCCGUCUCAACCAAGUUCCUGGCCCGCCAAACCUGUUCCAGCAUUGAAGAUUGUACCGCUCUGGCCCAGAAAUAUGGCGUGGAGAAUCGAAUCGACCGAGAGAAAUUUGAUCUCAAAGAUAAGAUCUACAAAGAUCUUGACGUGUGGAACUUCCCCUUCCCGAACCAAGAAGACCGACAGGCCGCCAUUGACCGAGCCAUUUCCGCCUUCGAUCGCAUGCGAAUCUCCAAGUCCGACAAGCAAUGGCAGACCCUCCUACCCAAAGAGGAACGGGGCAAGGGGAAGUGCCUAUCAAAACUCAAUCUGCAGAACGGACUAUCCAAGAAACCCGUCACGCCACAGAUUCAGGUGGAUGGCGCUGAUGACCGGAAGGAAGGUGACACAACCGGCAACGAGACAGACCGAGGCACGGGCCUUGGUGUGACCUCAAAGGCCCGGGAUGCUGCACCUCGAUCGACUGCUACCACUUCUAAGCCACGGACGGAAAAGGACGCCCCCAAGCGGGGCCCUAAGAGCAAGCCCGCCACCAACACCACUUUGGCAGGUCGGGUUACGAAGAAGACGGCCAGCAAGGCUCCACCCAAGACUGAGAGCAAGUUCAAAUCGGCAGAGUUCGUUUACGAUUCGGACGAGUCGGAUGAAAUUAUGCUCGAUGCUGCACCUCUGCCCGCUCCGGCUCCGGCUCAACGUCCCAAAGAGGAGGCGGCGGCUGUGCCCAAGAAGACCCCGGCCACGGUCAAAGCUCGCACCAAGGAAACAGCUCCUUCUGCGCCUACCUCCAAGGCCCCCAAGGUCCCCAAGACCGAGGCACCCACGCCCAAAUUGGAGUCUAGCAAGACAGCCUCCAAGCGACCACCGUCUCGGCCGUCCAUUUCCCCUCGAAAACCCUCGCCCCUCGGGUCCUCUCCUCCUACCAAUGCCUCCGAGGCGACCGGUCGCAGCCGCUCCGACAGCCAGAACCAGUCUUCCAGCUCGUCCUCGUCCCCACUUAUCUCGCAAAUUGCACGAGUCAACAAGACCACCGGAACUGCUGCUCGGCCUUCGAAGCCUGCUGUGCCGGCCAAGAGCCUCGGCAAGCCUGCAACUGCUGCCAACCCCUUGAAACGCAAGGCCGAGCCCGAGCGACUUGCAGCUCCCAGUACAGACGCACGCACCACGGUGAACCUUGAGCACAAACGCCGCCGAGCGGUGAGUACAUCGAGUGGGGGUAGCACGGGCAGUGCAUCUCCACCCAUGGGGCAGGAGCUCGCCCGGCAGCGACUGUACGAGAAGUCGCAAUGGUUCAAGCGGUUAUACGCGAAGUAUCAUACUCUCCAUGACGACCUUGCGGCACAGACAACUCCUUCACAGGUGCAGCUGGAUAAGCUGCGCGGAAUGCAUGAUAAACUCCAGGCCAUGAAACAAGAGAUUUGGGACGAGCAUCGAGGACUGCGUAAUGUCCGCUCAUGA
Messenger RNA from Penicillium macrosclerotiorum, 2136 nucleotides. RefSeq lists its product as uncharacterized. The coding region runs from base 1 to 2136 and encodes 711 amino acids. NCBI's taxonomy places the organism in Eukaryota, Fungi, Ascomycota, Eurotiomycetes, Eurotiales, Aspergillaceae. The transcript has a single exon. The record is from RefSeq and is a predicted model, not a curated record.